Molecule: messenger RNA, 1918 nt
Organism: Parathielavia appendiculata
Lineage: Eukaryota; Fungi; Ascomycota; Sordariomycetes; Sordariales; Chaetomiaceae
Product: ornithine carbamoyltransferase
Exons: 4
Coding region: 410-1504 (364 amino acids)
Biological process (GO): L-citrulline biosynthetic process
Cellular component (GO): mitochondrion
Molecular function (GO): amino acid binding; ornithine carbamoyltransferase activity
Source: RefSeq, a predicted model, not a curated record
AAAUCCCAGCACCAGCAGAACGGCAAUUCGACAAUCAAGGGCCGCCUGUCGAGGACAUUGCGAUUUCGGCCUCACCUGGAUCAUGAGUGAUAGGGUUGGGUAAUUGCUGUGCGUCAGAGCGGACUGUCUACCCAGAAGUGAAUCUUCUUGACUUGCAGAUCGACCAGGCCGUUCGUUACAUUAGGUGGAAAUUUUUAGAGCUUGUGUUGACUGACUCACGGUCCCAUGGCUACAAAACACCAAAGCCCUGACAAUCUCCAGAUCUCAUCCCAAAACCUGACCUUAUCGACUCUCUCGUCUGGAAAGGCCGGAACCGAGCACACAUAAAGACAACUUAGCCAACUGGGAGUCCUGCCGUAGAAGACCUCCCUGAAUCAGCUUCCAGUUGUUUUCCACGGUUUUCACCGCUAUGUCUCCUCGCGCUGCUUGCCGCACCGUCAAAUCCGCCAUGGCUCAUAUCCAGACUCGUUCGAUCUCCAGCACCACGGGACCUAGGCAUCUGUUGUCCAUCAGCGACCUCAGCCCAGCCGAGUUUACCAAGCUCGUCCUCAAUGCCUCGUCGCACAAGGCCGCCGUCAAGGCCGCCUUCGCCGCCGGCGAGCAGCCUCCGAAACCGCUCCACGGCUCCCUGAUGGGCAAGACCGUGGCCAUGAUGUUCAGUAAGCGCAGCACCAGGACCCGUGUCUCAACAGAAGCAGCCGUGCAAUUGAUGGGCGGUCACCCAAUGUUCCUGGGCAAGGACGAUAUCCAGUUGGGCGUAAACGAAUCCCUCUACGACACCUCAGUGGUAAUCUCGUCCAUGACCUCGUGCAUGGUCGCCCGUGUGGGCGCGCACAAGGAAGUCGCCGACCUGGCCUCGCACUCUUCCGUGCCCGUCAUCAACGCGCUGUCAAGCGACUUCCACCCGCUGCAGACCAUUGCCGACUUCCAGACCAUCCACGAGAGCUUCUCCCCUUCGCGCUUGCAGCCGCCCCCCUCGGAUGGGUCGAGCCUGGGGCUGGAGGGGCUCAAGGUGGCGUGGGUGGGCGACUCCAACAAUGUGCUCUUCGACCUGGCGAUCGGGUGCGUCAAGAUGGGCGUUGACAUUGCCGUCGCUUCGCCCGAAGGGUACGGCAUUCCCGAGGCGAUGAGGAAAGUGAUUCUCGCGGCCGCGGAGGGCGUCGCCACGCCCGGCAGGCUGUUUGAGACGACGGUGCCCGAGGAGGCGGUCAGGGACGCAGACAUCCUGGUGACCGACACGUGGGUGUCGAUGGGCCAGGAGGUCGAGAAGCAGAAGAGGCUGAAGGCGUUUGCCGGCUACCAGGUCACGAAUGAGCUCGCCAAGCGCGGUGGUGCCAAGCCCGAUUGGAAGUUCAUGCACUGCCUGCCGAGGCAUCCCGAGGAGGUUGAUGACGCGGUGUUUUAUGGCCCCAGGUCGCUUGUCUUCCCCGAAGCUGAGAACAGGCUUUGGGCUGCUGUUGCUGCUCUGGAGGCAUUUGUGGUCAACAAGGGCAAGAUCCUUUAAACCCGCCAUAACGUUGGCAUUUUCAGCUACAUUAUUUUAAUCAAGCAGGCGUGGUGUCAGGGUGUAAGGUACAGAAAAGUUCACUGAUACCAAAAUAGUCUUGAUUUUUUUUUUUUUUGAAAAGGAUCCGAAACAUUGAUCAGUUAUAUUGUUGUCACUCAAGAGACAAUCCCCCACUGAUACAUGAUCUCAUUCUCCAUGUCUUUCUAAUCUUCAACCACGAAGAACACAGUUUAGCCAGGGGGAAGCUGGCUGGCGUCGACAACCUCGUCGGCCUCCUUCACCGGGGUAUCCUCGUCAGGGCCAUACAGAGGAGAGCGAGGCAGAGCCAUGAGACCGGUGCGAGCCGACUCAAGGAUGCCGAAAGGCGCGAUGAGCUUGAGGAAAGAGUCUAUCCUGGAUGGCUUGGCAGAC